UGUGCUCUAAAAGUACGUUUUGCGUGUUUUUGCUGCUGUGUCUCAGGAUGUUCUGACCAGAGGCAGCAGAGAAUGUGUGAGCAGGUUUCCCUCCACAUUUGUACGACUUCUGCGUGGAUAUUUAGAGGGUGAAAGUGUGUGAAGGAGACACACAGCAGAGGACAUGGCAGGAGACCUGGUGGUGGGGCUCCUCUAUAACUUAUGUCUGCCUCUGCUGCUGCUGCUGGCGUCUUUGUUCCGCUACAAUGGCCUGUCGGUGGUCUACUUUGUGUUUCUGCUCAUCUUGCCGCUGCUGCCGAACCCCAGUCUGGCCACCAUGAAAGGUAAAACAGGCCAGUUCCUGCUGUCCAUCAUCUAUACCAGUGUGACCUUCCUGGCCCUGCAGUGCUUCAUGCAGAUCCCCUUCGCCUACAUCCCUAAACACGUUAGUGGUGUCUGGGAGGACGUCCUCUACCACCUCGGCAUCGUCAGAUUCAGCUCGGUCAGCGCUGGGAACAUCGUGCGCCUCCUGGCUCCAGAUGUGGGCGUGACCUUCUCAUCGACGUCCAUACUGAGGCUGUGCAGAAAACUCCUUCGUCCGGCUCCUCAAGUCAGCCUCCAUGAAAAUGGGAUCCCUCCUGCUGACCCCGAGGAUGUGGAAACCUCUGACUCAGAAUCAGAGGGAGGAAGUGACACAGAAGGGUCGUCCUUUGACAGCUCAGAGGUGACCACGGUGCCGGUUCAAACAGGACCGCCACAGUUCGUCCAGAAGCUCAUCGUGUUCGCAGCUGGACUGAGGGUGCUGCUGUCAGCGAUCAUGAACACAGCAGGGAAAGUGGUGGUGACUCUGCUGCUGGGGCUGGCAGGUAUCACGCUGCCCUCCCUCACCUCUGGAGUGUACUUCGGGGCGUUUCUCGGCUUGGUCUGGUGGUGGGUGUUCAGUCGCUCCAUCACUAUGCUGCUCUUCAGCUCCCUGUGUGUGAUGAUGGCCAUCUUCAGUGGAGGACACCUGCUGGCUCUGUACCUCUAUCAGCUGCCCCUGUCCCAGCAGAUCGUACCACCAGACGACGUCUACGCCAGGGUGUUCGGUAUGACCGGAGUGAUCAGAACCAGCUCUUCAUAUCCUCACUCUCUUGGUCUGGAUCCUCAUGUCAGCUGGCCGGACUUCAUCAACCCUCUGGUUCUUCUGCUGCUUUACUACACGCUGGUGACUCUGCUGCACAAAUGGGUUCACAUCACAGAGGAGGACAUUGCAGAGGAUGAGGAGUGUCAGAGUCCCGUGGAAAGUCCAGAAAUUCCUCCGAGUUUCUCCAGAGUCAUUUACAUCUCAGGAGAUAAGCAAGAGCUUCUUAGCAGCACAGAUGAAGAAACCUAUCUGCCCGAUGAGCCAAUGAUCCUGAUGACUGCAGUUUCCUGGCAAGACGUCCACAGCAGCAACGUGGGCAGUUUGUUAGGAGGAGCGGGCUACACAAACUGUUACUCUCCACCACAUUAUGAAGGCAAAGACUCGCCGUCCAACGAGACAGAAAGCGAGAGAGAAAUAGAAGAGAAGAGUGAGGAGGCUCCUCAGAGUCAGACCGAGUCGUUGCCUCCUCCGUCAGGUCCGAGUGGUUUGGUUGUAUUUGGAAGGCUGGUGCAGAAACACAGCUACGUCAGCGCCCUCAUCAUCAUGAUGAUCUGGAGCAUCACCUACAACAACUGGCUGACCUUCGCGCUGCUCGUCUGGUCCUGCAUCAUCUGGAUGAUGAGGGACCGCCGGCGCUAUGCCAUGAUGUCGGCCCCGUUCCUCGCCAUCUACGGCACCGUCCUGGUGGUUCUGGGCUUCCUGAGUGGGCUGCGAUUGGACCGGGCCGAGCUUUACCCCGGUUUACCCCGCGCCGUGAUCGAAGACUUCGACCUGAACGGCUAUCCCCCGGCACCCUGCGUCCACCUGGGGGCGAAGGUUUUCUACAGCUUCAGUUUCUGGCUCAUGUUUCGUCAGCAGCUGAAGGAGCGACAGGAGGAGCAGAGCUUGAAGGCCGAAUCUCUGGAUGACGUCAAAGUUACGCCACCUGAGGAGAGUCCGCCGUCUCCUCUGGUUGCGAUGCUGAUCUCAGGUGUGAAGGGGAUACUGGUGAAAUACUGGAUCCUCUUCUGCUGUUCCAUGUUCUUUGUGGUCAGCUUCUCUGGAAAGGUAGUCGUCUACAAAAUCCUCUACAUCGUCCUCUUCCUCUUCUGUGUUGUUCUCUACCAGACCCGGUACGAUGUGUGGCGUCGCCUCCUGAAGACCUUCUGGGCCGUGGUGGUGGGUUACUCCAUGGUGGUGCUGAUCGCCAUCUACAUGUACCAGUUCAGGAGCGUGUCCAGUCUGUUCAGACAGAUCAUGGGCAUGUCGGAGGAAGGACUUCGGGACCUGGGUUUGGAACGCUACGACACCGUGGAGCUGUUUGCUCGUAUUCUGCUUCCUGCUGCGUUCCUAUUGGCCUGUAUCCUCCAGCUGCAUUACUUCAACGCAGACUUCCUGAUGCUCACCGACCUGGACGACGUACCUGUCAGACAGGCCUCCAGACAGGAGGAGCUCAGGAGUUCAGUCGGUGUGAUUUCUGACACCAUUAAAGAAAAUAUUGAAAAGUUCCAGAAAAAGCUGGUGAAAGAGCAGAUGGGAAGUGGGAGAAGUCAGGAGACUCUGGACAGCGUUGGACUGCAGCCGUCCUCAGACAAAGGAGCUGAAGACCAGGAGGAGACGACGGGAGAAGAAACUCUGCAAAGCAGUCGUGAGGACAAGUGGAUCGUGAUCGUGGACCGGGCGAGUCUGCUGCUCAUCCAGACCCUGUCAGGACUCUACAGGCUUCAGGAGCUCUGCUGGAGGCUGCUGGAGCUCCACAGCCUCAAAAUCGUGUCUACAGGCAUCAUCUGGGUGUCUCUGCAGGAGGUGUCGCUGAUGAACUCGCUCUUCCUGGUUCUGUGGGUGUUUGCGCUCCCGUUUCCACGGUUACGACCUCUGGCCUCCAGCAUCUCCGCUGUGUGGGCCUGCGUCAUGGUGGUGUGCAAGAUGUUCUACCAGCUCAAAGUCAUCAAACCUCUGGAUUACUCCUCCAACUGCACCGCUGGUUUACUGCCGUCCAACAGCUCGUUACUGGAUGACGGAGCAGAGCUGAAGGGGAACCUGGUGGAGCUGCUCAGGAGGUCCAUCCUCUACGCCGAGCCCGUUGAUCCUGUCUACUGGUGUGGAGCUCUGCGCAAGUGUGAGGGCCGGAUCCUCCCCUGUCUGAGGAACCAUCUGAUGAUUUUGGGGCUGCUGGUGUUCGAGGCGACCGUCCAUCGCCACCAGCUCUACUACCGUCUCCAUAACGACCUGAAGCCUCCUCCCUUCAGCAUCAUCUUCCAGGGCAUCACCAGGCAGCACCUGGACCACGGCAUCCUGCCCUGCAUCAAGUACUUCAUCAACUUCUUCUACUACAAAUUUGGACUGGAGAUCAGUUUAAUCGUGGCCGUCAAUGUGAUCGGUCAGAGGAUGGAUUUCUACGCUCUGUUUCAUUCCUGCGCCUUACUGGCUGUUCUGUCUCGGCGACGCAGGAAGGCUAUUGGGGAAGCUUGGCCCAAAUACUGCUGCUUCACAGCCGGACUCAUGGUGCUGCAGUACCUGCUCUGCAUCGGCAUCCCUCCGGCCUUCUGCGCUGAUUACCCCUGGAGAACUGCCCUGGAGCCUUUGACUUCUAACGUUAUUAAAUGGUUCUACAUGCCCGACUUUGCCAUGAGACCGGAUCCUAUGUUCAUUUUCUACGACCACCUCCUGCUGCUCUGCUCGUCCCUCCAGUGGCAGGUGUUUGAGGAGGAGAACCGAGCGGCGGUUCGACUGCUGGCCGGAGACAACGUUGAGAUCAGCCGCAGUCUGGAUCCUUGCUCCUUCAACCAGUUCAUACCUGUAGACAACUUCCUCCACUGCAGGUGCUACCUGGACAUGGUGAAGGUGUUUGUGUUCAGCUAUUUCUUCUGGCUGGUUCUCUGCCUCAUCUUCAUCACCGGCACCACCCGGAUCAACAUCUUCUGCCUCGGCUACCUGGUGGCCUGUUUCUACUUCAUGCUGUUUGGAGGCAGCGUACUGAUGCAGCCGGUCAGGUACAUCCUGAGGCUCUGGGACUGGCUCAUCGGCUACACCUGCUUCGUUAUCGCCAUGAAGAACCUGCUGUCUCUUGGUGCCUGUGCCUACCUGGACAGUCUGCUGAAGAACAGCUGCUGGCUGAUUCAGGCCUUCAGCAUGGUCUGCACCAUUAAAGGCUACGACGUCCCGGAUCCUGACGAUGAGUGCGAGCUGCCGGAGGGUGAAGCCGGAAUCGUCUGGGAUGCCAUCUGUUUCACCGUCCUGCUGGCUCAGAGGAGAGUCUUCCUCAGCUAUUAUUUCCUCUACGUGGUGUCUGACCUCAAGUCCUCCAAGAUAUUAGCCUCCAGGGGCGCCGAGCUGUUUGAGGCCAAAGUGAAGAAGCUGGUCGCAGCCAGACUGGAGAUGGAGAAGAAGUCUGUGGAGACGCUGAAGAAACAGAUGGAGAAGAUCAAAUCCAAACAAAAGAGUCGACCUGCAGCAGCAGACAAAGACCAACCUCCUGCUGACCAGGAACAGGUCGCACUCGAUAAUGAGGAGAAAGCGAAAAGAGAUGCAGGAAAAUGGUGGAAGCCCUGGGUGUCCCGGCCUGGAGUGGAAAACAACUGUGGAUACCACCUGUUUGAGAGCGACAGCGAGGAGGAGGAAGAGGAAGUUAAAGGAGAGGAGAAGAAAGAGGAGGAAGAACCACCGAAGAAGAAAUCUGCUUUCCAGCUGGCCUACGACGCCUGGGUCACCAGCUCCAAGUCGGCUCUGAAGAACCUGAAGACGGAGAAGAAAAAAAUGAAGAAAGAGGAGAAGAAGAAGGAAAAGAGAGAGCUGCAGAAACAGCAGGGCAUCGAGAGAGGAGACUCCAGUGAGGAUGAACUGGAAGAAAGCACCAUAGAGGAGGAACCAGAGGAAGCAAAAGAAAACAUCCUGCAGCGCGUCAUCAGCACGUUGAAGUUUGGCUGGGUGUUCAUUCAGUCUGUCCUGGACGACCUGACGGACGGUCUGAACUCGUUCUGUAAAGACAGCCGGGGCAUUUCCAAAGUUCUGCACUUUGAGAGAGCGUUACUCAACCAGCAGCAGAAGAAGGGUAAAGAGGUCAGUCAGGAGAGCGUGAAGCAGUUCUAUGAGACCUGGUUGUCCCGUCAGAACACGAUGUCGUCUCAGGACGACCUCGAUGAAUCCACACCUCCACCUUCGUCUCCGCCCGCCGCCGCCUCCUCCCGCCUCGCCUACGCCAAGCUGAAGAACCAGGCGUCCAAAGUGUCCUGGGGCAGCAGCUUCUCCAGCUGUACGACGGACGAGACGAUGUUAGGAUCCCGACAGCCGACCCAGGAGGAGCUGGACGAGCCUCCUGCUGUGGCUCCUGCUGCUGCUCAGCUCAGACGGAGGCUGCUGAAGGAGGCCAACGUGGACAUGACCUCCUUCGACACUGAACAACUUUCACCGAGCCGUGAAGAUGUCGUCACUCAUAAAGAAGACAUUGAAGAGGAGGAGGACGAUGAGAAGGACUCAGAGGGAGACAGGAAGUAUGAGCAAGAAGAAGAAGAAGAAGAAGAAAAGGAGGAGCAACAGGAGGAUGCCGAGGUGGAGCAAGACGAGCAAACGGAGCAGAGAGAAGAGGAUGAAUGUGUGAAAUACCCAGAAUGCACCUCGCUGGAGCUCAGGGAGAUCGAUGAAGAGAAACGUCUGGACCUGCCAGAUUCUCCCAGACCUUUGAGUCAGGAAACGAGAAACCUGACGGCCAGCGAGCUGCUGCUCAACAACAUGUUUGAAAACGACGAGAUCUCGGAGUCGGAUAAGUUCUUCGUGACGCUGCCGAGGCCCCUGAAGCUGCUGUUCGCCCUCUACAACACCAUGGUGUCCAAGUCAGAGAUGCUGUGCUACUUCGUGAUCAUCCUCAACCACAUCGUGUCGGCUUCCUUCCUGUCGCUCAUCCUGCCCAUCCUCAUCUUCCUCUGGGCCAUGCUGUCGGUGCCUCGGCCCAGCAAACGCUUCUGGAUGACGGCCAUCAUUUACACAGAGCUGACUGUGGUGGUAAAGUACUUCUUCCAGUUUGGUUUCUUCCCCUGGACCACGUCGGCCUACCGAGGCAUCAACGCCGAGCGGCCCUUUGCUCUGCCCAACAUCAUCGGGGUGGAGAAGAAAGACGGCUACGUCCUCUUUGACCUCAUCCAGCUGCUCGCUCUGUUCUUCCACAGAUCUAUUCUCAAGUGCCACGGACUUUGGGACAACAAGGAGGUGGAGAUGCCAGAUUUCUUCAAGAAGAUGAAGAAGAAAGUGGACAAGAAGAAGAUGACGGGAGGCGACAAGACGGGCAGCAAAGACAAACCGUCCCGCCGGCUGAAGUUCCUCCCCUUCCAGGCGUCGACCUCCUCCUUAUUCUGCAGACAGAAGAGAGGAGAAUCCGCAGAAUCUGUUGAGGUGAAGCCCAAGAAGCAGUCCAGCAAGAAGAAGAGACGAGAGCGAAACAGAGUUCCUCUGACCAGGAAGCAGAGGCUCCGACAGCAGGUCAGGGAGCGGAUGCUGCAGGCCAAAGCUGCCAUCAUAGAAGUAGGGCUUCACAUCUACUUACCCAUAAGGCAGUUCUUCUAUGACAUCAUCCACCCAGAGUACAGUCCGGUGUGUGACGUCUAUGCCCUCAUGUUCCUCAUCGAUGUGGUCAACUUCAUUGUCACCAUUUAUGGAUACUGGGCUUUUGGGAAAUAUUCUGCAGCAGCCGACAUCACUGAGUCCCUGUCGGAGGACCAGGUUCCAGAGGCCUUCCUGGUCAUGCUGCUCAUGCAGUUUGGUACCAUGAUAGUGGACCGGGCCCUCUACCUGAAGAAGUCUCUGAUGGGGAAGUGUGUCUUCCAGGUGGUGCUGGUGUUCGGCAUUCACUUCUGGAUGUUCUUCAUCCUCCCUGGAGUCACUGAGAGGAGGUUCAACAGAAAUCCAGUUGCCCAGCUGUGGUAUUUUGUAAAGUGCAUCUACUUCGGCCUGUCUGCCUACCAGAUCAAAUGUGGCUACCCCAACCGCAUCCUGGGCAACUUCCUCACCAAGAACUACAACUACCUGAACCUCUUCCUCUUCCAAGGGUUCCGGAUGGUUCCCUUCCUGACGGAGCUGAGGGCGGUGAUGGACUGGGUUUGGACCGACACCACUCUGUCUCUGUCCAGCUGGAUUUGUGUCGAGGACAUCUACGCCAACAUUUUCAUCCUCAAGUGCUGGAGGGAGUCCGAGAAAAAAUACCCACACCCUCCGGGGCAGAAGAAGAAGAAGGUGGUGAAGUAUGGGAUGGGAGGAUUCAUCAUCUUCGCUCUCAUCAGCAUCAUCUGGUUCCCGCUGCUCUUCAUGUCGUUGGUCCAGUCAGCAGCCGGAGUGACCAAUCAACCGCUGGACGUUUCCAUCCAGCUCAGCAUCGCCGGAUACGAGCCGCUGUUCUCGAUGAGCGCUCAGGAGCAGAACCUGGUUCCGUACACAGAAGCCGCAUUCAACAAACUCACCAAAGUUUACGCAACUCAUCCAGCUGCCAUGCAGUUCAUCAUGAACUACUUUGCUGAGGACAUUGUAGUCGCUAAGAUCAAGAGCGAUGCCAGUCUGCUGUGGAGCAUCAGUCCGGCCAGUCGAGCCGCCAUGAUCCAGGAGCUCAGCAACUCCUCACACAUCUACAUGACGCUACGCUGGACGCUGCUCAGGAAUGCAUCCAUAUCGGUGAACGCAGAGACGGUGGGAGAACACACGGUGAAGUUUGACGACAAAGUCCUGAGGGAAGGGAUCGUCCACAUGCUCAAAGGCAACAGCAGCAAACCUGUGAUCAUUAACUCUCUGCUGCCAAAGUUCAUCAGGGGUCCCAAAGGACCAGAGUCCAAAAUGGCAACGAGGAUGAAAGUAGACUUGUCGGAGCGUCCGGACCUCCAUGCGCUGUCCUUCUUCAGACCCAUGUCCAUUAAACUCCAGCAGGUCAAUGACACGUCAGAGAAGGAUGCAGACCAGUGGUGGGUGGUGGAGGAGUGUUCUCCGGUUCUCACCUCCACUGAGCACAAGUGUCACAGCAUAGAGAUCGUGGUGUUCAGUGAUAAAGUCAGCCCGUCCAGUCUGGGCUUCCUGGCCGGACACGGCAUCGUCGGCCUCUACAUGUCUGUGGUUCUGGUCAUCGGAAAGUUUGUGAGGGAGUUCUUCAACGGGAUCUCCAGGUCCAUCAUGUUCGAGGAGCUGCCCUGCGUCGACAGAGUCCUGAAGCUCUGCACGGACAUCUUCGUGGUCCGAGAGACAGGAGAGAUGGAGCUGGAGGAGACUCUGUUCGAGAAACUCAUCUUCCUCUACAGAUCACCAGAGACCAUGAUCAAGAUGACCAGAGAGAAGAAAGACAGCUAGGGCUCAGCAGCAGAACAUCUGGUAGUGCUGGACAUUAAGGUGACUCAGAGUGGACGUAUCUGAUCAAAUAACGGAGCAGUGGGGUGAACGUAGGAUUAGAAAAUGACCCCUGCUGUAUGAAACCUGACCAAGAGGCUUUUACACCCCGCUGUUCUUCACCUCUGACCUUCAUGGACACGGAAAGCAGAGAAUUUUUCACAAACGGAUCGAUACAAGUCCCUGCUUAUUUAACUGAUUUUAAUGGAGAAACAUCUCAAACCUUCAUACUGACUCACUGCUUUUCAUUUAAGGUCAUUUUUGAGCAUUUUAUCUCCCUGACGUUUGUCAGCGGACACUAAAACUCUUUUUAAAAAAAGUAAAACCGCAGUACUUUCCAUCCUACAAAUACCAGUUACAAGUUAAGAUAAUUCAGGAGGCAAUUGAUCUGAACGCUUCUUAAUCUAAUGUUUUUUUUCUUCUUGUUGCUUUCAUUUAUUUCUAGCUAACAGGGCUGUGCAUGCAUUUCGAUUUGACUUUCUACUGGUCCAACAUCACCCUGACAUCCCAUCCUCAGACUUU
Messenger RNA from Acanthochromis polyacanthus (spiny chromis), 8959 nucleotides. RefSeq names its product piezo-type mechanosensitive ion channel component 2. NCBI's taxonomy places the organism in Eukaryota, Metazoa, Chordata, Actinopteri, Pomacentridae. The record is from RefSeq and is a predicted model, not a curated record. The coding region runs from base 164 to 8401 and encodes 2745 amino acids. The transcript has 56 exons.